Polypterus senegalus (gray bichir) is the source of this 963-nucleotide messenger RNA. RefSeq names its product olfactory receptor 6N1-like. Lineage: Eukaryota; Metazoa; Chordata; Cladistia; Polypteriformes; Polypteridae. The record is from RefSeq and is a predicted model, not a curated record. Gene Ontology annotation, cellular component: membrane. Bases 1 to 963 code for a protein of 320 amino acids. The transcript has a single exon. Gene Ontology annotation, molecular function: olfactory receptor activity; G protein-coupled receptor activity. Gene Ontology annotation, biological process: G protein-coupled receptor signaling pathway.
AUGGGAUCCUCCAAUCAAACAGUCACCACCAUUUCCGAAUUUAUCGUCAAUGGAUUUUCUGGACUGCAGGAUGAACAGUCCCAAAUCAUAAUUUUUGUGUUACUUUUUGUCAUUUAUAUAAUUGUGUUACUGGGAAACCUCUCAAUUUUAAUCCUAAUUAAACUGGACGAGGCUCUUCAUACACCCAUGUAUAUGCUUAUUAGUGUUUUAGCAUGUGUGGAUAUAUGCAUUCCUUCUGUGACUGUGCCAAAAAUGCUGACUAAUUUUGUAUUCCACACCAAAGCCAUACUUUUUGGAGCCUGUUUCACUCAAAUGGUUUUCUAUAUUGGCAUUGGUACAAUGGAAUCCUUUCUACUUAUGGUCAUGGCAUAUGACCGGUAUGUAGCAAUAUGCAAUCCCUUACACUAUCCAACCAUAAUGACCACAAAUCAUAUUGUGAAAUUAUGCUUCUUAUGUUGGAUCGGUGGUAUGAUGACCCCAAUGGUGCCUUUGUAUCUUGCUCUAAGGUUACCCUUUUGUGGACCCAAUAUAGUUUUGCACUCAUUUUGUGAUUAUUCAGCAGUGGUCAGGCUAGCUUGUGCUGAUGUCACUUUAAAUGCCAUUGUUUCAUUGACCAUAGCCAUGUCAGUGUUGUUAAUUCCUUUAGCUUUUAUAGUCUUUUCCUAUUUUAAAAUAAUUAGGUCUGUUCUUAAAGUGGCCUCUUCCGAAGGACGCCGAAAGGCAUUUUCCACUUGCGCUGCCCACUUGUUUGUUAUCACCCUUUUUUACCUUGUUGCAGUGUUUGUCUUUAUUUCUUAUAGAAUCUCAGGGUUCUCUACUGAUGCACGCAUUAUGGCAGCAGUGCUCCAGAAUCUGAUACCUCCCAUGGUGAACCCUGUCAUCUACUGCCUGAAAACAAAAGACAUUCAGAAAAGUUUUUUCAGACUUCUUCACCGAAGAAAAGUAACAAAGAAUGAUAAUUAA